UUGAUAUUUUCAGAGGUGUUUUUUUCCACACAUUGAAGCGAAAGUAUUUAUUCGAAGAAUGGAGAAGUCAAAAAAGUUCAAAUCCACGACCACGGUAAGUGUGUCUAUACCAGAAACAGACGAGACAGGUGAAAUACCCCAAAAUGAUGUCGAUAACGAAUCAGAUAUCCUGCAUCCUUGGGAUCAGCUACCACUUGUGGUCAUGUUGAAUGUAUUCGACUACCUCGAGUCAAGCGAUCUGUUAAGACUAGCGACUGUCUGUAAAACUUGGCGGGAUAUGAUACAGAACACGGCACACUUUUGGCGACAAAUGCACUUGAAGCUAAACUGCAACAGCGAAUCUUCGCACAGCGAAAUAUCGUGUUCAUAUGCCGAGAUGUUCGGAAGUUACCUCCGGAAAUUAUCGAUCUCAUGUCAUCAUGAACACAACACCGACAUUUGUAAAUGUAUGGACAAGGACUUGCUACAACUUCUUCUCAACCUAAAUCAACCGAAUCUAACGUCUUUAAAAAUCACUGAUCUUGAGCUUCAAGGUGUUCGAAAAUGCCACAAAACUAUUUGUGGGACUCUGACGCAAAUGCUGUCCAGUUUUAGCAGUCUUCAGUGUUUGGAGUUAUCAAACGUGAAGUUUCAAUACAACGAAGCCUUCGAAAUCCUCGACACCGUGAUCUCCGCGUCUGGAGAAAAUCUACAGUCACUGGUCAUCGACGGAUUAUUUCGUGUUUGCUUGCUGGACUACACAUCUAAUGAGGUUGACAGACUGACCAAUAAGAUUCUUUCCCUGAGUUGCUUGACCAAACUGGGGAUUGACUAUCUCCACCUGACUAAUGCGUUUGUGAUUGCGCUGUCCAGAUCACAUGCAGGGCAGCUGAAGAAAUUGAAAAUCGUGGCCCGAUCGUUUAUGCAUUAUGAUACUGAUGAUCAUUUCGAUUGCAUGGUUUCAACACUCGCCUGGUGUGCUUUGAAAGUUGCGUGUCCAUCAAUGAAGGUGGCGUUUGUUAUGGAUGGCACCACGUUAUCCAGGUUUGAUUCCAUCACGGAGAUCAUGGACCCAGUUCUGCCCAUCUACAAGAUCCGCUUGAUGCUCGGCAGCUACGAAAAUGAUAUCGCGACAGCGUUGAAUGAUAUCGCAGCUAGCUUUAGAAGGAGCCUGCUCAAGUUCGAGAUGGAGCUUUCUAGUACAAAUGACGAGAUUGAUGAAGCCUUUCUGGAUCUUGUUUUAGAUUGCAAGAAACUAACGCUCGUAACUGUCUCUGUCAACUUCUCCUACCCGGGAACCGAGAUGAUCGCCCACCAGGUGACGCAGCAGAGGAAGCGCUAUCAGGACCUGAUGGCGUCCCUUGAGAAGGCCCAACAACACGCGCAAGCAAACACGGUCAACGGUCCAGGUUCGGGUACCGCCGAUGCCACAGCUCCGAUGAACAAUUCAUAGAACAAGACCAGGAACUAGAAUGAUUCAACCGGCAAAAUAGACGUACCAUGGACAAAAUUAUUACAUUUUUAUUUACACGUUUUGUUACUAAUAAUCUUUACAUAUUUCCUAAAAAUCAUAUUCAUAUUUUUAAAAUAUAUAAAAUCAU
Molecule: messenger RNA, 1580 nt
Organism: Physella acuta
Lineage: Eukaryota; Metazoa; Mollusca; Gastropoda; Physidae
Product: F-box only protein 39-like
Biological process (GO): positive regulation of protein ubiquitination
Molecular function (GO): protein binding
Source: RefSeq, a predicted model, not a curated record